AUGUUAAUAGCAAAGUAGUUUUCUAUUAGAUUGACUAAAUGUUUAUAUCAAAUUGACUCUUUUUUCUUUGUAAGGUUAUAGUAAAGAUGCUAGUGAAAUAAAAGUUAAGUGCCCCAUUCAUUGUUUUUUAAAUCCUAAAAUUUUAGUGUAAACUUCAUCACAAAUUAAAGGUCAUAAACAAAUAAACCUAGAAGAUUUGAAAAUGCCUGAAAAUUUACCUCCUUCAGAUCAUGAAAGUGUCAGAUACAAUAUUUUAAAAAAUCCAGUGGUGGGCCAACAGUCUGAGGAUGUCUACAUUUCAUCUUCUAACGUGAACAGAAGAUCUAAUGGACUCAAAGGAAAACUACCAAAGUUGAAGACCUUUUGCUUGAUAAACAGUAUUUUUGUCUUUCUUAUCAUAAUUAUUGGCAUCUCAGGUGCUUAUUUUUAUCAUACACGUUCAAAUGCAUUACAUUCUUCUGGCAAUGCUUGUGUCUCCUUCAAUCAGCUUGACAAAUUGAUUAUAGUUCACGAAGUAACAGAUUUCAAUUCAUGUCUAGACAACAGAACAUGUCACACAUUUGUAAAUGCAAUUGAACAAAAACAUGAUGGAUCAAAAUACAACUUUGUGGUUGGUGAAGAAGGUGAGCUUUACAUCGGUUCUGGAUUUAAAUGUCUUGCCAAUAACGAUGAAAAAGCGUUGUAUGUGAAAAUUUUAACAUCAAAUAAACCCAGAGAAAUAAAUGCAUUUAGAAUAGUUUCAGACAGUGUUCAGGUCAAGAAUAAUAAAAUUUGUAACAGACUCUCUGAGCUUAUUAGGCAUGGUAUUUCGUGUGGGAAAAUUGCAUCUGAGCAUAAAAUUGAAACAGUGAUGAAGGACAGUUUGGUAGACGGAUAUGUCAGACAGGGUUCAUCAUCGUUAGUUUGCAUAUUUGCUUUGGAAACUGAUAUGAAGACAUUCCACGUCCAUGAUCCAAAUCACGAGAAGAAGUUGAUCCACAGCGACUUUGCAUGGACAUCGUGUGGAUAUUUCUCUACUACUAAAAAUACAAGCAAUCACAAAAUAGUAACACUGGAAAGUUUGCCAAAAAACUCGUGUCCACCUCUAAAGAGAGUAAAUCACAUUGUGGUUGAUGUUGUAGAGAAAAAAAGUUCUUUAAAUCAUUCGUCUACCUUGCAAGAAUAUGAUGAGCAUCACGAAGGCUUCAAGUACAACUUUAUCAUAGAUCAAAACAGCGAUGUAUAUGUUGGCUUAGGAUUUAAAUGCAAAGCAGCGGAUUUAGCUGACGGUGUGUUGAAGAUCAAGAUUUUGAGGGGUCCAAGGGAAGAGUAUAGUGUUGAUGAUAAUAACUAUCAAUUUGAGAAAUACAUACUUCUUCUAGAAGAAGGGUUUGCUUGUGGAAGGAUUUCUGAAUAUUUAGAUGUUAAAUUGAAUUGCGAUUGGGAGUAUGGCGUAUUUUAUGAUUGUGGAGAUGAUUAUAAAAUAUUUGAUCAUAUAAAACUAGUAAAAUUGAAAAUUAGUAGUCUUCCGACAAAUCUCAUUGUGAAUCGCACAGUUGAUUCGGAAGACGGAAAGGGUAUUGUGCCUCGUGAGGAGAGAUACCAAUAUUGUCAUAGGAACCAAUCGCAUCGUCCAGAAUUAGCAUCGACGAUUGCCCCAAAUACUACUAACAUGUCUUGCACUCCCUUUGAAAAAGUCAGUAAAGUAAUGGUAAUAAGAGAAAAUUUUACAUUAACAAAUGAAACUUUAUCACCCAAAGACGUUUUGGAGCAUGAAAAUGAUUGGAUGAAUUUUAAUUUUGUCUUCCUCCCAAAAGGUAUCUUGUACAUCGGUGCUGGAUUCAAAUGUCUCAAGAAACAGGGUGCAUUGAAAGUAAAAUUACUUGAAUCCCUUAAAGAUCACGCAACAUGCAUGAGGUUGGCUGAAAUCAUACAUAAUGGAAUCUUAUGUGGGAAAAUUUCACAAAUCUUUUCACUUGUUGCCAACGAUCUAGCUUCAGCAUACCAUUAUGAUAGCAGUUGCACACUAUUAGGAUCUGACCUUUUCAAAAACAAGAGUAAUCAUAUUCAUGACCCGGAUUACAAAAUGGGAACCAUCAUACCACAUGACUCUGGGUGGUCAUUUUGUGGAAACUAUACCAACAAAACGACCGAGGAAAGUGAAAAAACACCAACAAAUAGCUUACCAGAAUCUUGCACACGCUUGGAGGCAGUUAAUGAAAUAAUUGUGGACAUUGAAGUGGAGGAGCCACAAUUCAAAUCCAAUUGUGAAGACUACUGGUACUCGACAUGCUUAAAAACCUUUGAAGAACAAUAUGAUGGCUUGAAAUACAACUUUGUCGUCAAUUCCAACGAGGAUGUGUACGUAGGGGCAGGUUACAGAUGUGCGGCUGAGGAAGGCUUGAUUCAUACAAUCAAAAUAAAAGUGUUGAUGAGUAUGAAUGUUCAUUUUGUUUCUCAGAAAUAUAGAUUAAAAAAGAUUAUUAUUGAGGGCUCUUCUUGUGGAAUAUUAUCAAAUAAUUACCAUGUAAAAGUAAAUUGUUUAGGUGCACUUGAAAGACUACAAACCGCUUGUGAACACGAUUAUUUGCAAUCCUCUCCUGAUAUUAGGGGUAAUGUAGUUCCAACAUAUCUAGAAAAUCGAGAUAAAACAAUAGUAGAGCUUGGCAGGGUGGUUAUCCCAAAUUAUUUUGAUUACCUAUUUUGCAGAGUGAAAGAAGAUGAUAAAAUUUUUUGGGAAGACGAUUAUGUUGAUUAUGCGUACUCAGAAUAAGAUAGGACAGUAGUUUGUUUUGUUUUCACAGAUUUGGGUCACAAUUGAUCAGGAAAAGUUUCAAUGUUACUGUUUUGAGAACAGUUUAUUUCAUAACACCUGUUAAUUUCUAUUAAUUAUUAUCAUAUGUUUAUUUGUUAUUCUAUGUUUGUAAAAAAAGGUAAAUAAAGUGAGUUGAGUUUGAGUUAUGACAUAAAACAGUGCAUUCACUUAAUUCUUAGUAAAAUAGUACAUGGUGGCAGCGGUUUAGAGCUAUGCCUCAGAAGAGAAAUCCAAGAAGGAAACAAUCUGACUAUGAAGAUAAUGAAAAUGAAAGAAGCAGAGAAAAUGAAUACAACAAUUCAACUAAGAAGUCAAUAAUUGUAUCAAACACUCAUUCAGUUAUUCAACCUCCAGCUAGUUUCUCCUUUGUACCAGCAGAUUGGCCAAGAUGGAAAACACGAUUUCAAAGAUAUCGGUCAGCAUCUGGGCUAUCUGAAGAGUCUGAGAACAAACAAAUCAACACUCUUAUAUACACAUUAGGAGAGAAAGCUGAUUAGAUUUUUGCAUCUUUUAAUUUAGCAACCGAAUCAACGCUAACAUUUGAAGAAGUCUUAGAUUUAUUUGACAAACAUUUUAUUCCACGGAGGAACUUAAUUUUUGAAAGAGCAAAGUUUUUGAAGAGAAAACAAAAAAUUAAUGAAACAGUUGAAGAGUUUAUAGUUAGUCUCCAUUCCUUGGCUAGAACCUGUGACUGGGGUUCACUUAAUGAUGAAAUGGUGUUGAUGGUACUAAUACUGGGUUUAAUUUAAAUGAUGAGGAACUUAGUGAUCGCUUGUUGCUAGAUCCCGAGAUGAAUUUAGACAAGGCCAUUACAGUAAUAAGACAUGCAGAUAACGUAAAGAAAGAGA
Macrosteles quadrilineatus (aster leafhopper) is the source of this 3642-nucleotide messenger RNA. RefSeq lists its product as uncharacterized. NCBI's taxonomy places the organism in Eukaryota, Metazoa, Arthropoda, Insecta, Hemiptera, Cicadellidae. Bases 203 to 2752 code for a protein of 849 amino acids. The transcript has 4 exons. The record is from RefSeq and is a predicted model, not a curated record.